CAGUUGUUUAUUUCAAUUCUAUUUCAAGAAUAAAAUGAAAAUGUUCAUCGAAAUAAAGACAUUUUUUUUACUAAUUGUUUUGAUGAAUACAAAAGUAUUACUGUUGCGUGCAGAAAAUAGUGCUUAUAUAACCUACUGUCAAUGGUAUCAACGGUAUGAUUUCGAUAUUGGUGUCAUAUUCAAUUGUAAUGAAACAACGAAUGACAUCGAUGCAAACCGGAGAGAUGAAAAUCGAAAAAGUUAUUAUUUUAACGAUUUGGAUGGUGUUGAGUGUUUUAACAAAGAUCAUACUAUUCAACGGUAUCAGCAUAAGCUUAUGAUCGAUGCAAUUCGUUUCAAUGGCUGUAAAUUGCAUCACAUUCCACAUAAUAUCUUCAAAUUUUAUCCUUAUCUUCGACUUUUGGAUAUAUCGAGUCUUGGAUUGGGUUCGCUGCAACCCGAACAUUUGAUUGGAUCAAAACGUCCGUGGGAGUUAUUUGCUGCAAAAAACCACAUCAAAGAAAUGCCCGCGUUUCUAUUUGCCAAUGCUGGAAGCAUAAUUCGAUUCGAUUUAUCACACAAUGACAUCAAACGGAUUGAUCCACAAAGUUUCAUUGGUGCAAAUGAAUUGGAAAUUCUGGAUCUAUCGGAAAAUCAAAUCGAAAUGGUGAAUGAACGUGCAUUCAUUGGGCUAGCGAAUUUGACGCACAUGAAUUUGGCUCAGAAUAAUAUAAGCGAAAUCCACUCAUUUGCAUUUGUCGGUUUAGAAAGGCUUCAUCAUUUGGAUCUAUCUCAAAAUUUCAUUUCAAUUUUGGAAGACAAAACAUUUGCAAAUUUGUCUCGAUUGAGUUGGCUUCAGUUGUCAUACAAUCAAAUCUAUCAAAUUAAACCGUAUGCAUUUGCCACAGCGCAUAGUCUAUCGAGAUUGGAUCUAUCGCACAAUAACAUAUCGGACGAACAAAUUUUUGAUAAUCUUUAUAAUCUUUUACAUUUGGACUUAUCACAUAAUCCCAUCAACGAACUGGGAAUUGGAACAUUUGCCAAGCUUAUCAAGCUAGAGCAUUUGGAUUUGGGACACGCAAAUUUAACCGAUAUUGAAUUGGGCACCUUUUCAUAUUCAAGGGGUUUAAUUUCACUCGAUUUGUCAGAGAAUAGUUUAAAGAGUUUGGAUUUUGGUCUAUUCCUUCCAGCAUUUAGGUACAUGGAAUCACUUUACCUCGAUGGAAAUCAAUUGUCCGAUAUGGAAGGAUUCACAAACUCCCUAUUUCCACGGCUUAAUGCGCUUGGUAUUACCAACAACAAUUUCAAUUGUACGUACUUGAAGCACUUUAUGCGGAGUAUCGAUUGGGAGAAUAUUCGACUUCCCGUGGAUAGAAUGCCAUUGAACAUCCACAAAACAAACAUUCGUGGAGUCGCUUGUGAUUCAACAGAUAAAUAUGAACAGCAAAAAAUAGUUUCAAAAUUUGACAUUGAACCGAAUGAUCAGAUUAAUAAUGCAAUAGAAACAUUGAUAAGACAUCUUCCAGUUAAUGAAGCAAACAAUGAUUCUAAUAUGAAAAUAAUUAAACUGCCACGAGAAAAUGGAUCAAAUUUAAUCAUGUUCAUGUGGUAAAUUUAUC
This is a messenger RNA of Contarinia nasturtii (swede midge), 1598 nucleotides long. Its product is annotated as chaoptin-like. Gene Ontology annotation, molecular function: protein binding. The record is from RefSeq and is a predicted model, not a curated record. The transcript has a single exon. The coding region runs from base 35 to 1591 and encodes 518 amino acids. Lineage: Eukaryota; Metazoa; Arthropoda; Insecta; Diptera; Cecidomyiidae.